CUAGCAACCUGCAGCUGGACCGCAUCUCCGUGUACUACAGUGAAGCCACAGGUGGCAAAUUUGUUCCUCGUGCUAUCUUGGUGGAUCUAGAACCAGGGACCAUGGACUCUGUUCACUCAGGUCCUUUAGGUCAGAUCUUCAGACCAGACAACUUUGUUUUUAGUCAGUCGGAGGCAAGCAACAGCUGGGCCAAGGGCCACUAUACAGAGGGGGCCAAGCUGGCUGACUCGGUCCUGGAUGUGGUUCGGAAGGAGGCCGAGAGCUGUGACUGCCAGCAGGGCUUCCAGCUGACCCACUCGCUGGGAGGGGGCAUGGACUCUGGAAUGGGCACCUUGCUCAUCAGCAAGACCUGUGAAGAAUAUCCUGACCACAUCCUGAACACCGUCAGUGUGGUGCCCUCACCCAAAGUGUCCGACCCUGUGGUUGAGCCCUACAACGCCAACGCCCAUGAGCUGGUGGAGAACACUGAUGACACUUACUGCAUUGACAACAAGACCCUCUACGACAUCUGUUUCUGCAACCUCAAGCUGACCAUGCCAACCUACAGGGACCUGAACCACCUCAUCUCAACCACCAUGAGUGGUGUCACCACCUGCCUCUGCUUCCCUGGCCAGCCCAAUGCUGACCUCAACAAGCUAGCAGUCAACAUGGUGCCCUUCCCACGGCUCCACAUCUUCCUGCCUGGCUUUGCCCCUCUGACCAGCCGUGGAAGCCCACAGUAUCGGGCCUUCCCUGUGCCCGAGCUCACCCAGCAGGUCUUAGAUGCCAAGAACAUGAUGGCUGCCUGUGACCCCCGCCAUGGCCCGUACCUCACCGUGGCUGCUGUCUUCCGUGGAUGGACGUCCAUGAAGGAGAUGCAUGAGCAGAUGCUCAACGUGCAGAACAAGAACAGCAGCUACUUCAUGGAAUGGAUCCCCAACAAUGUCAAGACGGCCGUCUGCGACAUCCCACCCCAUGGCCUCAUAAUGGCGCUCACCUUCACUGGCCACAGCACGGCCAUCCAGGAGCUGUUUAAGUGCAUCUCAGAGGGGUUCACUGCCAUAUUCCUCCAGAAGGCCUUCCUCCACUGGUACACAGGUGAGAGCAUGGAUGAGAUGGAGUUCACCAAGGCUGAGAGCAACAUGAACGACCUUAUCUCCGAGUACCAGCAGUACCAGGAUGCCACUGCAGAAGAGGAGGAUUUCAGUGAGGAGGCUGAAGAGGAGGCCUAA
Molecule: messenger RNA, 1211 nt
Organism: Lagenorhynchus albirostris (white-beaked dolphin)
Lineage: Eukaryota; Metazoa; Chordata; Mammalia; Artiodactyla; Delphinidae
Product: tubulin beta chain-like
Exons: 1
Coding region: 102-1211 (369 amino acids)
Biological process (GO): mitotic cell cycle; microtubule cytoskeleton organization
Cellular component (GO): cytoplasm; microtubule
Molecular function (GO): structural constituent of cytoskeleton; GTPase activity; GTP binding
Source: RefSeq, a predicted model, not a curated record